CUUCAGAAACAGCUCGUCAACCACCUCGGUAGCUUGCUAGCCAACAUAGCCGAAAGAUUCAAGCUAUUUAUACGCUUUCGGUGUAUAUUACCUACUGUGUUUUAGCCACACUUCUGUCGUAUCAACUUGUUAACCUAUUUAAUUGAAUUGUACGUUAUUUUGUAUUAGUCAGCUAUAGUAGCUUGCUGGUUAAGUUAGCACUAUCCUAGUCGCUAAUGAUAGCUCCCAGCUAUUAUCCCCGAACAUGAGCUCCCUAAACUACCCCCCUCCUGCUAAAGAAGAGGAGGUCUACUGGACGGAGAAAGAAGCUCUGGCGCUGAUCAUUGACGUGAAAGAGGAGGAAGAAGAGGAUAUCAAGCAAAAAAUAGAAGUAGAGGGUGAGGCUGUUACAGUGAAAGAAGAAGAGAAAGACGUUUCAGUGAAAGAAGAGGAUGAAGGGUUCAGAGUGAAAGAGGAGGAGGAUGUUACAGUAAAAGACGAGGAGGCAGAGAAAGAGGAGGAUGCGGUUUUUGGAGUGAAAGAGGAGGAGGGGGAGAUUACUGUCACAUUGGAGGAAGAAGAGGAGGUUGGAGAUCUGUUUAACACCAGAGAGAGACGGGACUACCGUGGAUCCUCUGGGGAGCCUCAACAACCUCAUGAUGCUGAAGAGACAGAGAAGAGUCUCUCCAGAUCAGAACACCUCAAUAAACACCUGCAGGGAUCCACAGGGAAGAGAACUCACUGCUGCUCUGACUGUGGGAAGAGAUUCACCUCCUCAGCAGGCAUUAAAUAUCAUCAGAGAAUCCACACAGGAGAGAAACCUUAUAGCUGUGGUCAAUGUGGGAAGAGUUUUACUACAUCUAGAACUCUGACUCAACACCAGAGAACACACACAGGAGAGAAACCUUAUAGCUGUGGUCAAUGUGGGAAGAGUUUUGGUCGAUCUGGCCAUCUGACAUUGCACCAGAGAAUACACACAGGAGAGAAACCUUAUAGCUGUGGUCAAUGUGGGAAGAGUUUUGGUCGAUCUGGCUAUCUGACAUACCACCAGAGAAUACACACAGGAGAGAAACCUUAUAGCUGUGGUCAAUGUGGGAAGAGUUUUAAUAGAUCUGACCAGCUGACAUUACACCAGAGAAUACACACAGGAGAGAGACCUUAUAGCUGUGGUCAAUGUGGGAAGAGUUUUACUACAUCUAGAAUUCUGACUCAACACCAGAGAACACACACAGGAGAUAAACCUUAUAGCUGUGGUCAAUGUGGGAAGAGUUUUGGUCAAUCUGGCCAGCUGACAUCACACCAGAGAACACACACAGGAGAUAAAUCUUAUAGCUGUGGUCAAUGUGGGAAGAGUUUUACUACAUCUAGAACUCUGACUCAACACCAGAGAAUACACACAGGAGAGAAAUAUUAUAUCUGUGGUCAGUGUGGGAAGAGUUAUACUACAUCUAGCAAUCUGAAGAUACACCAGCGGAGACACACAGGAGAGAAACCUUAUAGCUGUAAUCAAUGUGAGAAGAAAUACUCUUAUAAAAGAUCUCUGACCAAACAUCAGAAAAUACAUGAAGGAGUUAUUUCGUGAUAUCAAUGAAUUAAUGUCACAAUGUAGAAUGUUUUAACAUUGUAGUAGGGGUAUUUUAAGGAAUUUCACAAUGUAGAACCCUAAACGUUUGCCCCAUUUAAUUAAUUUCAGCGUGAUAUGGAUAUUAGCCUCAGGAAAAAUUUAGGCUCUGAAUUGAAAGAGUACUAUUUAUGUGAUUUAACAAAAAGUGACUAACACAAAAAGAGCUGUGUUACACUUACCAUGUUGGUGACCCACUUGAAUCAAAAUGCAACACUUCAAAAUGUAGCCAGCUGUUUUCUACAAAUUGUCCUCAAACCAGGGAUGUACACAUUACUCCCAGAUUCCGUGUGGUUUUUGAGCUGUUAGUUUUAACAGGACGUGCAACCUCAUUUCCCUCCUCUCGGCACAAUUGAUUUCAACAUGAUAUCGAUGAGUGAUGACAAAUAAGUGUUGCGUUCCUUUGUUUAGCGACCCCUAAAUUUAAAUGCAUCACUCCAAAAUGUAGCUGACUGUCUUCUGCAGGUUGUCCUCUAACCAGUGAGGUAAAAGAUAUCUCCCAUUUCCAUGUGUUUUGUUUAGGUGUGUUAGUUUCAACAUCACGAACAACCUGAUUUCCCCCCUAAUCAAUAUCAGUGAUUUAUUGCUACUUGUCAAAACAACAGUGUUUUUGGUGCUUGUGCAGUUUAUAAGGUGCUUGUUUAAGUAAUAUGAUUAUUGUGGCAGAUGUUUGUGUAUAUAGUACAUUUUAUGUUUAGGUUUUCAAUUUAUCACAUACUGUUUCUGCAUUUGGACUAUUGAUUUGGACACAUUUAACCUGUGACAUUGGGGAUAUCCCACCUAGCAAAAUGUUGUUGAAAAUAAGACUAUGCCCGACUUACAAUGUAAGUUAGUUUUCUUUUCAACUUUCAACUAAAACCAAUUUAAUUUCAACGUACUCGCAGCUUAUACACAUGGACGCAGUAUAAUAAAUCGGUCUAUAAUCAAUUUUAUUAACAAUCCUAAUAAAUUGAGUCAUAAAUAUUAAAUAUAUUUGUUGUCCUAA
This is a messenger RNA of Salvelinus fontinalis (brook trout), 2585 nucleotides long. RefSeq names its product zinc finger protein 501-like. Gene Ontology annotation, biological process: regulation of transcription by RNA polymerase II. Gene Ontology annotation, molecular function: RNA polymerase II cis-regulatory region sequence-specific DNA binding; DNA-binding transcription factor activity. The coding region runs from base 245 to 1561 and encodes 438 amino acids. The record is from RefSeq and is a predicted model, not a curated record. The transcript has 2 exons. Lineage: Eukaryota; Metazoa; Chordata; Actinopteri; Salmoniformes; Salmonidae.